UCAUAUAUUCAAGUGUACUUCUAUGGGUGCUCGCUGUUUCACUGUAGUCUCGCGUUAUUUACUUCCGUUGACGCGUUUAUAUGGAUGCGUGGUUGCUACGGGCGACUGACAACAGACGGCAACAGCGGAACAGCUAAAAGCUGGAGUUGACACUAUCUUAGUGGAAAUAAGUAUUACUUUAACCCCCUCAGAAAGGCUGUCUUAAUCAGAAUAAGAUGUCUAGCACUAACACAGCUCUGCCUGACACAGGCUGGGAUGAGCACUUUGCUAUCCCCGAGCCCAACGCUGAAAACAAGGCUCUGCUGGAGGAGAUUCGCAGAAAAGAGAUGGAGCUGCUGGAGCUGGAGCACAUGCUUGAGAGAAAUAAAGAUCACAAGAAGAUAAUGACUGAAUACUUAAAGAAUGCCAAACAAGAGCUGGAUAACACUGAGGCUCUAUGCAAGGCAAAGGAAAGAGAGGAAGAGUUUGAGAAACACUUGACAGCUCUCUCAGAUAGAGAGAACGGUCGCCAGGCUCAGGAGGCUGCUGAGAUGGAGAAAGAGCUCAAGUCUUUAGCAGAGAGGAAAGACAUGAUAGAGAACCACAUCUUCAAGGGCAAACAGAAGCUGGAUGAGUUUAUGGAGCAGAUGAACUGGGACAAGCAGACCAUGGAUGCCUUUUUAGAGGAGUCGGCGCGUAAAGAUGAGGACACAAUGGCCAUCAUCAAGUAUGCUCAGCAGGACGAGCAGAAGAUCAAGUCACUCACUCUGGCUAUAGAGAAGAAGACACUGGAAGCCAAAGAAAAGCAAAGAGCACUGGUCAAAGAGUCAACUGAGACUUUAUCUGCUCAGAUCGCGUUGGAUAAGACUACAGAGAAUCUGCAGCAGGCACACCUGGAGGCCCAGCAACUCAUCCACCAGUGGGAAAACACUAUCAAGCAGAUGAUGCAACGGGAUGAAGACAUGCAGCAGUGUGCUCUGCAAGUUGCCCAGUUGAACCAGGCUAUGAGGGAAAGGAAUGCCACGGUAACAGAGAGGAAGAACUUGCUAGAUACUCAGAGGAGCAACAACAAGGAAACUGAGAGGAAGAUAACUCUCGCCAACCGACAGGGAGCAAAACUGAGACAGGAUCUGAAGGAGCAGGAGAGUAACUGCAGCAGGCUGCAGGAUGAGCUGAAUACCUGCAAAAACACACUGGACAGAACAACCUCUGACGUGGAGUCCCUGACAUCCCAGAUAUCCAGAAUGAAGAAAGACAUCCAGGAUAAAAAUGACAAACUCAGGCAGGCUAGGGCAUACAACGCUGCACUGGACGAGAAGCUGAAGGUGGUGACUCAGACAGCCCUUAGUGAGGAGGAGAGAGCUGCACAGAUGGAUCAGUUUCUUAAGGAUGAGGAACAGGCCAUCAAGGACUUGGAUGUCCAGCUGCGUGACUGCAGGGAGGAGCUGUUGCAUCAAAAGGAGCGUUUGCAGGCCGUUAAGACAAAGGAGAAGGAUUUUAUCUCGCAGGUUUCAAAGAGUAAAUCCACCAUUAACAGCCUGGAGAGUCAGCUCAGAAAACUGGAACAGGACCUGAUUAGACACCAGAUGACCAUAAGUGACCAGAAUUGCAAGAUGAUCUUCCUAAAAACAAAACUGGCAAAGCUGAAAGGUGACGUUAACCAAGAAGAAAAGAAAAUGCUCGACAGGAAGCUCGCUGAGCUGACCGAAGAACUCGAAGAGAAAAAGAAGAAAGCCAAAGUGCUUACCGACACUCUCAAGGAGGCUGAGGAUGAUAUUCGCAGUUUCAGGAAAGAGAUUGAGAAGUCUGAAGCUCAGAAGAGAGAUCUGAGCAGUAAGGUGGAGGAGCUCCUGCUAAUCCGUAACAUCAGUGAGAAGGAGCUGAAGACUCUCAGACUGAGGAAGCAGGAAAACAAAGUGGAGCACCAAAUGUUAAAGAUACAGGUCAAACGUGUGAGGGAUCUUCUGUACAGCAAGGCUGACAACGUGCUGUCGCUGGAGAAGAGACUGCUGCAGCUACAAACAACCAUGAAGGAGAGGGAGGAUGAGAUUAAGGUCUACAAAGAAAUGCUCAGCCAGCAGCUCAAGAUCAAUGAGCAGGAGAGGCAGAAACUCAGUGCUGAACUCAGUGAGAAACUAUCCAAGAUUGACACGAUGAAGAAAUGUUUCGAGAUUGUGAGCCUUUCCAUGGCACCUCCUGAGGAAGAAGAGGCAAAAUCGCAGGCUUACUACAUCACAAAGGCUGCACAAGAGAAAGAGGAGCUUAGGAGGAAAGGCGAUGAGCUGGAUGCUACAAUCCACAAAGUGGAGCUGGAAAACAAAGCUCUGGAAAACACCACCCAGCUGUUCAACAACAGUAACUCUGCAUUUCGCCAGUCUCUGAACAAAGUGAAUGAAUCCAGUCCAAUGUACCAGGAAAAAGUGAAACUGGAAGGGCAGCUGAACGUGGGUCAAGAGACGCUGAACUAUAAGAAAAGGCAGAUCCAAGAGCUUCAACAGGAUAUGCAGGACCUGAACAGUGUGUUGGAAAGUCUGCCACAAGAAGAGCGAAUGGAGAGAGAUAAGAUAGAGAACAAACAUGCCCUCGUCAGCAAAAUGAACGAAGAAGUUACUUCCCAGCAGGAGAAAAUUGACAGAGCCUCAAAGCAGUUCUCUAAGCUGACCAAAGAAGUCCGCUCAGCAAAGGGCACCAAAGGCGAGACUUUCGAAGAGAAAGACAUUAAGCUGAGGGAGUUGAAGGAAUUCAUCAAGAAUGUGGACAGGAUGCUGAAUGAGGUCUGGGAGGGCAAUCCUGACCUCAGAUCAGUGAUGGAGAAGUAUUUCCUGCAGGCCAGUCUGUCUCUUCCCUCUCCUUCUCCCACUCCUGCCAGCCAGCGGAGCUCCAAGACAAGUUCCCCCCGCUGCUCCACCUCUUUCAGGUCUCUGGCAUCCUCAGCCAGCGCCAGCCCCCGGACCGCUGCGCCUCACUCCCCGACACUGAAGACGGUGGAACUGAGCCUGGAUCUGACUGCGACCUCCCCUCCUCUCACCACCUCCAGAUGUUCCAGCUCUGCGAGCAGCUCAAGCAGCAGCAGAAAGUCAAAGAAGCUUUAGUGUCUUUCUCCUCUGAUUGCUGCUUUACCAUUGAGAACUACUCAGUUUCAGGAUCAUUUGUUUUUUGUGUCUUUUUUGGUGUGUCGCACUCAUUUCAGAGUAAAUCUUGGAUCUGUUAGAUUUUCAGACUCUGUGAAUCUAGUGUAAUCUGAUUUUUUUCUUUGGAUUCUCCUUUUCUUUGCUUGUUUUGUCUUACAAGUACAUACAUACGCAAAGAGUUCUCAAUAAAAUGUUAUUGACAAGCCACUCUCCGAGUAUUUGUAUGACUGCGGUACCUUGAAAGCUUUCCUAAACUACCUACUUCACUACAUAUACACAGUGUGAAAGGUAUUCAGCUAUUUCUCUUACCCAGCUUUAGCAGCAGCUGAAAUGUUUUCUGUGCUUUCUUUGUGUGUUACAAUCUGUUUGACUUUUUGGUAGCUGUUUCUUUUUUUCCUGAGAAUAUUUUAAAGAGUAGGAGUGCCUCACUGUCUGAAAACUGUGCUACUUCCUCAUGUUUCAUGACAUGGUUUGUUCUGACCCCAUUGUUCCUGCUCAUCCAAUUCUUCAAGGAAGUUUUGCAACCAGGCCACUCCCUCUCUGUAACACUAUUAGUCUCUCUUACAGACUAAAAGCAGACAGACAGACUACGGGAACAAUACUGCACCUUAACAGAUUUCGCUCUUUUCUUUGGAAUAAAGCUUCAACAUGCUGCUGCUGAUCCUGUUUGCUGGAUGUUUGGCCACAUCUGUAGCACAGAACAUAACUGUAAUAGGAACGCCUGCACAGACCACAGCAUUUCCCAUUGCUUUUGAUAGAGCAAUGUCUACAGUUUAUACGCCAGAAUACGUGGCAAUCCUUCAGGCUUAUGUCCAGUACGCUGGCCCAUUUGAUCUAAAUGAGAUGACAGCUCAGCCGAUCUUGAACGAGCUUGGCCAGCGCAUCAGACAGGAGCUACCAGAUUCCAGUAUAAGUCUGAAAAUUAGAAACAUCACCAAAGUCUGACACCUCACAAGCUUGUCUUUACUCGUUUGAUUUGUGUUGAUCAUAGCUCGACUCGGUUAUCUGAGUGGGAUAUGUAAAGUUCACUUCAGCAGAUAUUUAUAGUCAUUUUCAGGUGAUGGUUUUAUAUUAGUCUUUAACAGAGGAAUUGAACUGAUGUGUUUCUAAUACUUGAAUAAGGCAACGUCUUCAACAUGAAAGAUAAACAUUGAAUAUCGAAACAAAAAUGACCAAACAAUCCAAUUCUUUUGUAUGUCAGAAACUGGCCACUCCCUCUGUGCAAUGAAUUGCUUGUAAAGAAUGAAAGUAGCUAUAAGCUCUUGUGUGUGACAAAUGUCCAAAAACCUGAAGAUGGGGCGAUUCAGCUGUUUUAAAGAUGAAUCAAAGUGCUUGAAAUUGAAAUCUGUAGCUUUGUGAUCAAACUGAGUUACUAAGUAUCCAAAACAGAGGAAACAGGAUUUCGUCGUAACCAGAUAACCCUGAGUUUUCUGUACUACAGUGAUGGUUUACAGUAUAUUGCAGUAUAACUUAAUUACAAUUUCAUCUCUACACUCAAACCCUUAAAAGCACAAACAAAAGCAGCUGAGAGAUUAAAAAGUAAAGCUGUUGGGAGAGGAUGUUCAGAGUUUUGGUUUAAAAUUUUCUGGAAGCGCUGAUUCUUCUUUUUACAACAUGCUUUGAGCACAACACAGAUUCUCUGCCGGGAGUAAAUGGUUCAUAUUUGCAAGCUGGUAAGCUGUGAUUUUCUAAAACCACUGAAUGAAGCACAAGCUGUGCGUCACAAUGUCACAGAAAUAUGCAUGUAUUCAUUUAAUGAUGCAGAAAAUAUGAAUACCUCAUUCUAAUCUGCUGUAAAGUCUCCUUUACACCGAUGGAAAUGUACAUGAAGUAUACAUGAAGCUUUUUCCAGCUCUCUUUUAAUGGGCUGUGGGACAGUAAGCUUUAAUGUUUACAUAGAUCCAGUUUAAUGUGCAGCCCCAGAAGCAGGGGAUGUACUAAAAUUUGGAUGUUUUUAAUUACGACAUGCUGACACCAACCUGCUUUUAUAACAACAUGCUGAUGUCUUACCUUUGAGAAUAAAAACUGAAGUGGAGAGAAUAAACGGUUCUCUCCAUGCCAGUUCGUAUACUAUAUUAUACUCAAUAUGGUUUCUUUUUUAAGGCAACUUUAAUGUCGGGUGGUAACAGGUACGCAUGUCCUCUAAGGCAAAGUAUAUUUCUGUGAAGUUUGAAGUCAAUCCAUAAAAACUGAGGGUAAUAUAACGUAUCUACUGUGUUUUUACAUUUGGUGUGACCUUUGACUUUGAUCUUGACCCAAUUUUCACCCAAAUGAAAUCAGCUUCAGCUGUUAUCUGCCAUCACGCUGAAUGAUGUGCUGCUGCAGUCAUCUGUUAAAAUGGUUAGAUUUGUGUCAGUCUGCCCCAGGGCAGCUGUGGCUACAACCGUAGCUGCCUCCACCAGUGUGUGAAUGCGAGAGUGAAUGAAUAGUGGCAUUGUAAAGCGCUUUGGGUGCCUUGAAAAGCGCUAUAUCAAUCCAAUCCAUUAUUAUUAUUUUUAUUAUUAUUAUUAUUAACUGUGAUAACUAGCUUUAUGUGACACUUUAUCCUGAUGCUCAGUGUAGGGUAAGUAAAUCCAACGAUACUGUUGUUAUGCUGAAGUUGCUUUGUAGUAGAGACCUCUGUUUCUACAAAAGAUAUGGAAACAAUUGUUGUAUAAAACUGGAACAACAUAAUGUAAUGAUGUGCAAAUCAUUUAAAUGUAAUAAUAAAUUAAAACAAGUUGUAAGAUGA
Haplochromis burtoni (Burton's mouthbrooder) is the source of this 5841-nucleotide messenger RNA. RefSeq names its product coiled-coil domain containing 39 (gene ccdc39). The record is from RefSeq and is a predicted model, not a curated record. The transcript has 24 exons. NCBI's taxonomy places the organism in Eukaryota, Metazoa, Chordata, Actinopteri, Cichliformes, Cichlidae. Gene Ontology annotation, cellular component: axoneme. Gene Ontology annotation, biological process: inner dynein arm assembly; cilium movement; cilium-dependent cell motility. The coding region runs from base 216 to 3071 and encodes 951 amino acids.